This is a messenger RNA of Penicillium angulare, 684 nucleotides long. RefSeq lists its product as uncharacterized. Lineage: Eukaryota; Fungi; Ascomycota; Eurotiomycetes; Eurotiales; Aspergillaceae. The transcript has a single exon. The coding region runs from base 1 to 684 and encodes 227 amino acids. The record is from RefSeq and is a predicted model, not a curated record.
AUGCUUUGUGGAUUGUCACGCCUGUCACCACGCUCGAUAAUUGCAACGGCAUUAUUUUUCACAUCGGCAGUUCUCACGGCCAACUUUGGCAAGUGGUUCGGAGGAUCCGGCAUCCCCUCCUGUGGGUUGAGGCCAUGCUAUACUCCCAUCUAUGCAUCAGGAUUAGAGUUGGCCUUCAUGUCUGGUGCAGUGGCUCUUACUAGCGUGACAAACCAUAUCAUCGUACCGAAAUUUCUCACACGAUCAGAGGAAUCUAAGACCUUGUAUUCAUAUAUUGCUGGACUGGAGUUCGGACUGGGUUUAUUGAUCUCUGGGAUGGCCGAUAAUGCUAAGGUUCUGGGGUUCCUUGCAUUUCUCACAGAUCCGUAUCAUUUUGAUCCUUCUCUGGCGUUGGUCAUUGCGUUUGGUAUUGGUCCUUCUUUGUUGACAUAUUUGUCUAAGAAGCCCGGUCAAAUUAAUGAUAAAGAGAAAGUGGAAACAAAGCCUACGCUUGCGAAUCAAUGGAGAAUCCCCACUGCCACAGUGGCUGAUAUAGAUUGGCGGUUUGUUGCAGGUGCGAUUGUAUUUGGAGUUGCUUGGGGUUUCAGCGGAGUGUGCCCUGGGCCAGCUCUCCUCCGUACAAUGAUUCAGCCUACUUGGGGGCUACCAACAGCGAGUGGGUAUAUCGUCGGAAAUUUGUUCUAG